Molecule: messenger RNA, 964 nt
Organism: Apaloderma vittatum (bar-tailed trogon)
Lineage: Eukaryota; Metazoa; Chordata; Aves; Trogoniformes; Trogonidae
Product: tumor protein D54-like
Cellular component (GO): cytoplasm
Source: RefSeq, a predicted model, not a curated record
AACCUUAACUCUCCCAACAAAGGUCUGCUGUCGGAUGCCAUGACAGAUGUGCCGGUGGAGAGCGCCGCUUCGGCCAGGACCUCUGCGCCCGAAGGGCUGACUCUUGCUGAAGAGGAGGAGUUGAGAUCCGAGCUUGCCAAGGUUGAGGAAGAAAUUGGGACUCUCAGGCAAGUUCUGGCUGCUAAAGAGAGGCACUGUGGAGAGCUGAAGAGGAAGCUCGGUUUGACUCCCUUGGAUGGGUUAAAGCAAAACCUGUCUAAAAGCUGGCAUGAUGUCCAAGUCUCCAAUGCUUAUGUGAAAACAUCUGAGAAACUUGGAGAGUGGAAUGACAAAGUGACACAGUCUGACUUUUAUAAGAAGACCCAGGAAACCCUUUCCCAGGCAGGACAGAAGACUUCAGCAGCCCUUUCCAAUGUAGUCAGGAAACUUGGUGACAUGAGGGCUCACCCCUUCUCGCAUUCCUUUAGCAGUUACUCCAUUCGCCACUCGAUAAGUAUGCCGGCCAUGAGGAAUUCUGCGACCUUCAAGUCGUUUGAAGAUAGAGUUGGGACCAUAAAGUCCAGAGUGGUGGGCAGCAGGGAAAACAGCACUGACGGCCUCCACUCCCCCUCGGGAGCUGGGGAGAAGCCUCCACAGGACAAUGCUCCUUUCUAGACCCGCGGUGGGGCUUUGCACGGCCGUGCACAACUGUAAGAGCGAGCCCCCUCCCUCCCAAACCUUCACAACGGCAACAACAUGCGAAUCCAAGAAGGGGCUGAGAGCCAGUCUGGAGAGAUCCAUCCUUCAUUCAUAGACACUGCUGCUGGAUCUAAGUCAAAUAAAGAGAAUGCAAAGUUUUGUACACAAAUAAUAUUUUACACUAAAGUUUGUAGAUUAAAUGUAUCACUGCUGUCCUUUUGGGAGGGCGUGUAAGAUGGAGUUUCCUUAAAGUAGCUCAGAAAUGCCACUGGCGUAGGUAAAAACA